This is a messenger RNA of Prorocentrum cordatum, 931 nucleotides long. NCBI's taxonomy places the organism in Eukaryota, Dinophyceae, Prorocentrales, Prorocentraceae. The record is from the annotation of a GenBank genome assembly.
AUGGAGAUUGGGGUGGGGGGGGGCGGCGUGGCGUGGGUGCAGGUGCGGGGCAGAGCACCGCACCCCUCGCGCAGGGCGCGAGGUGCAGGGGAUGGCCCGGGAGAGUCGGACGAGCGGCCCCCGACCUCGGCCGUGGCGUGCGCCAGCGGCCCAGGGCAGGCAGGCGUGCCGCACGCCGGCGCACGCCGCGUGCGCCGGCGGCCACCGCCGCUCCGGCACCGCGGCGGGCGCCGAGGCGGCGGCGCCGAUGCGGCGCAGGGGCCUGCCCGCCGAGGGAGCGGCGGCUGGCGGCUGCGGCUCGCCGCUGCGGCUCGGGCGCGAGCGCCGGGCCCGCGAGCCGGAUGGGCCCGGCGGCGGCACGCAGGUCGGGUACAGCCAGGGCCCCAGGAGCGGGCCCGCCUCGCGCGCCGCCGCGGGCCUCGCCGAAGACGGCCUGGCCUGGGGGGGGCCGAGGGCACGCCCGACACCGUCCAGCUUCGGCGACUUCUUUGGAGAGGCGGGGCCGCCCCGCGCGGGCCGGGUGGUGCUGCUGGACGCCGCCAGAUGGGAGGACCAGACCUCGGUGCCGGUGGCGGUGCUCCCGGCAGGGACCUGGGGUACGUGGUGCGCGUUUCCGAGGAGCUGGGCGGGCCCGCGCAGGACGAGCAGGAGGCUACGGUGGAGUACUUCACCGUGGGGUCCGACGGCAGCAGCUUAGAGCCUGCGGCCGUCUUCCACCGCGGAAGCAGCCAUCAUGAGCACCACCACGGGCACCACGACGAGCACGCGCACUCGCGGCACAGCAAGGCGGCGCCCGCGGACGAGGACGGCCCGCCGCGGCACCGCCACGGGCGGGCGGCGCACCGCCACGAGCGAGGAGGCCGCGCCAGGCACGAGGACCAGCUGCCCCAGGGCGAGCCCGAGCGGAGGGGCCAGACGACAUGCCGAGUGA